CUCCAACACCCAAGACUGCGCCAUGAGCAAGUUGGAUCGCGCUGUCUACGAUCGCUACAUGUCCCUCGACACGGGCUCGUAUAUCCAAGCCGAAUACAUCUGGAUCGGUGGCUCGGGUGAAGACCUCCGCUGCAAGACCCGUACCCUCGACAAGGCCCCUAAGUCUGUAGAAGACUUGCCGUACUGGAACUUUGACGGAUCCUCCACGAACCAAGCCCCUGGCCAAGACUCGGAGGUGCUCUUGAAGCCCGCUGCGAUCUUUAAGGAUCCUUUUCGCGGUGGCAACCACAUCUUGGUCUUGUGCGACUGCUACAAGCCGGACGGCACGCCCAUUCCCUCGAACACUCGCCACGAUGCCCUGCGCGUCAUGAAGGCGUCGGCUGCUCACGAACCUUGGUUUGGUAUUGAGCAAGAAUACACCUUGUUCGAAGCCGAUAAGGUCACUCCCUACGGCUGGCCGCAGGGCGGUUACCCUGGUCCCCAAGGCCCGUACUAUUGCGGUGCUGGUGCCCACUCUGCGUUCGGUCGACUGAUUGUCGACGCCCACUACCGUGCGUGCUUGUACGCCGGCAUUCGCAUCUCUGGCAUCAACGCCGAAGUCAUGCCUGGCCAAUGGGAAUACCAAGUUGGCCCUUGCACAGGCAUUGCGGCGGGUGACGAAAUGUGGAUCUCGCGCUAUAUCUUGCUCCGUGUCUGCGAAGAUUUCGGCGUUAUUGUUUCCUUUGACCCGAAGCCCAUCCCGGGUGACUGGAACGGUGCUGGCUGCCACACCAACGUGAGCACCAAGGCCAUGCGUGAAAACGGCGGCAUUGCCCACAUCAUCGAAGCUUUGGAGAAGCUGAAGUUGAAGCACAAGGAACACAUCGCCGCGUACGGUGCCGGCAACGAGCGCCGCCUGACUGGCCGCCACGAAACCGCUAGCAUUGACAAGUUUUCGUACGGCGUUGCCGACCGAGGUGCGUCGAUCCGCAUUCCCCGCUCUACGGAAGCCGACGGCAAGGGCUAUUUCGAAGACCGCCGCCCGGCCUCCAACAUGGACCCGUACACGGUGACGUCGCGCAUUCUUAAGACGAUCAUCUUGGACGAAGCUUAAGGUUUCGGCGCGGUCGAAGUAGUUAGGGCAUGUCGUCGACAAUCUGGCGUGCUGUGUGUUUGCUAAAGAAGCAACCCUUUUAUUUGCGCA
Molecule: messenger RNA, 1183 nt
Organism: Aphanomyces invadans
Lineage: Eukaryota; Oomycota; Saprolegniomycetes; Saprolegniales; Verrucalvaceae
Exons: 1
Coding region: 23-1093 (356 amino acids)
Cellular component (GO): cytoplasm
Molecular function (GO): glutamine synthetase activity
Source: RefSeq, a predicted model, not a curated record